This is a messenger RNA of Alosa sapidissima (American shad), 835 nucleotides long. RefSeq lists its product as uncharacterized. Gene Ontology annotation, biological process: regulation of autophagy. Gene Ontology annotation, cellular component: intracellular membrane-bounded organelle; mitochondrial outer membrane. The record is from RefSeq and is a predicted model, not a curated record. The transcript is spliced from 5 exons. The coding region runs from base 207 to 530 and encodes 107 amino acids. NCBI's taxonomy places the organism in Eukaryota, Metazoa, Chordata, Actinopteri, Clupeiformes, Clupeidae. Gene Ontology annotation, molecular function: 2 iron, 2 sulfur cluster binding.
AAACCAAUUUCUUAUUGUGUUGUAAAGCAAAACAGGAUGGCAUCGCCGCCUUUUCCGCCUCUCCCUACCCUACCCUCACCUGCGGGCACCUCAGGAUUCAGAGUUUCUAAAGAGGGCAGCCAUGAAUGAUCAACUAUUUGGUGACCCUGACGCAUCUGGGCGGAAUAAACAGAAGUCAGUUUGUUGACCUGCGCCUAACAUGACCUAUGGAGAAUGGCGCCUACAAGAGCGAAGAACAGCUGACCACCAUCGUUCCUGUUGCAGUGGCCGCAGUGGUGGGUACCUACCUGGUGAGCAGGUACUUUAGUGGGAGCAGCAGUUGCUCCAAGGGGAAGGUGAAUCUGACCCUGAACAAGGACAGCCCCAAGGUGGUGCAUAGCUUCGACAUGGAGGACAUCGGCUCCAAAGCGGUCUACUGCCGCUGCUGGAGAUCUAAGAAGUUUCCCUAUUGCGAUGGCUCACACACCAAACACAAUGAAGAGACUGGUGAUAAUGUGGGCCCUCUGAUCAUCAAGAAGAAGGACGCCUAACUCGCCCGUUAGUGCUACAGAAUUGAGAGUGUGUGUGUGUGUGUGUGUGUGUGUGUGUGUGUGUGUGACAGCUGCUUUUCCUUGGCCAAUAUCAGAUAAAUUAAUUAGAAAUAAUCUGUGCAUUUGCUUGAAACGCACCUCAGAUUCCAUAGCCAAAGACAUUAUCGCCUUAUUAUGUAAGUGGGACUUUCAUAUGUGGGAUGACCACGGCGUCCAUAUGUGUAGACAAGCAGAAUAAGGGUCCAGUGCUGAGACAGAGAUGAGAUGCUUCGGUGCACACACACACACACACACACACACACACA